AUGAUAGACAUUGUGGACCCUAUACCUGUACCAGCACCUGAUUGGUCAAGUUUUGGACCUUACAAACGUGUUGAUCGCAAAGUCAAACCUGUUCCUGGAGUAUUCCCAGAAGAUGCACGUGUCACUCGGUCAUUUCCAGAAGACCCACUCCUUUCGCUCCCACCCCUUCCUGUCCUUCCCCAAGAAUUCAUGCCCACACCAAAGCUCAUCAAGGAGCGCCUUUAUGACGAAAUGAAGCUAAACUCUGAUGGAUUCUUAUGGGAUAAAGGAGAGGAUGACAAAUGUAGAUGA
Serpula lacrymans var. lacrymans S7.9 is the source of this 291-nucleotide messenger RNA. RefSeq lists its product as uncharacterized. Bases 1 to 291 code for a protein of 96 amino acids. The record is from RefSeq and is a predicted model, not a curated record. Lineage: Eukaryota; Fungi; Basidiomycota; Agaricomycetes; Boletales; Serpulaceae. The transcript has a single exon.